GGCCGCCCGGAGCGCCGUCGCCGCCGCCGCCGCUCGGUCCCGCCUGGCCCGGUCCUGCCUCUGGCCCCCUGGGGCGCCCCGGGCUUGGUCAGCGUCUCCCGUCGAGACUUCCCACCCCCGCCAGGGCACGAGGAAACUGAGGCAGGGCGUCGCCGCUCAAGGUCACAGUCACAGGAGGCAGGGCAGACCACAUUUCAACCGCAUGCCCGAGUUUCCAGAUUGAACUUCUCGCACGUGGCAUGCCUGGAUGUCCCUGCCCUGGCUGUGGCAUGGCGGGCCAGAGGCUCCUCUUCUUCACUGCUCUUGCCCUGGAGCUCCUGGGAGGAGCUGGGGGGUCCCAGCAGGCCCUCCGGAACCGGGGGCCUGCAGCUGCCUGUCGCCUGGACACCAAGGAAAGCGAAUCCUGGGGGGCCCUGCUGAGUGGAGAGAGGCUGGACACCUGGAUCUGCUCCCUCCUGGGCUCACUCAUGGUGGGGCUCAGCGGGGUCUUCCCACUGCUGGUGAUUCCCCUGGAGAUGGGGACUAUGCUGCGCUCAGAAGCUGGGGCCCGCCGCCUGAAGCAGCUGCUCAGCUUUGCCCUGGGGGGACUUUUGGGCAACGUGUUUCUCCACCUGCUGCCCGAGGCGUGGGCCUACACAUGCAGUGCCAGCCCUGUGCUGCCCCCUGCAGGUGGUGAGGGGCAGAGCCUGCAGCAGCAACAACAGCUGGGACUGUGGGUCAUUGCUGGCUUCCUGACCUUUCUGGCCUUGGAGAAGAUGUUCCUGGACAGCAAGGAGAAGGAGGGGGCCAGCCAGGCCCCCAGCAAAGAUCCCGCUGCUGCCGCCGCACUCAGUGGAGGCCACUCUCUGGCCCAGCCGGCUGCAGAGCCCGGUGUGAGUGCCGUGGUCCGGACCAUCAAAGUCAGUGGCUAUCUCAACCUGCUGGCCAACACCAUAGAUAACUUCACUCAUGGGCUGGCUGUUGCUGCCAGCUUCCUUGUGAGCAAGAAGAUCGGGCUCCUGACCACCAUGGCCAUCCUUCUGCAUGAGAUCCCCCAUGAGGUGGGCGACUUUGCCAUCCUGCUCCGGGCCGGCUUUGACCGAUGGAGCGCAGCCAAGUUGCAGCUCUCAACGGCACUGGGGGGCCUGCUGGGCGCCUGCUUCGCCAUCUGUACGCAGUCCCCCAAGGGAAAGAGACCGUGGCCUGGAUCCUGCCCUUCACCUCUGGCGGCUUUCUCUAUAUCGCCCUGGUGAACGUGCUGCCUGACCUCUUGGAGGAAGAUGACCCAUGGCGCUCCCUGCAGCAGGUGCUGCUGCUCUGCACAGGCAUUGUGGUGAUGGUGCUGUUCUCGCUCUUCGUGGAGUGACCGUCCCCGAGGCCCCCCCACAGCAAUAAGAGACUCGGAUUCACUCUGUGACUGUGUGUGAGGCAGAGGGCGAGUGCCUGAGAGCGCACCUCUGACCAGAUGAGAGGACGGCAUGUGUGUGUCCGUGUGUGUGUGCACAUACAGGUGCACGUGUGACCAGAGCUGUGUGUGAGACCGACACUGUGAUCAUGCGCUGGGCCCAGGGCCCGAUGCCCGCGCCUGCCCCCAGCCACACUGUGGUUUUCUCGCCUUGCCACCCUGUGAUCCUGCAUUUCUUCCGUGAACAGAGGAACAGAAGCAUCCCAAGUGGAGGCCUCUCCCGAUCCAGACCACAGUGGGAGGGAGAACAGCCUGAGGAGCCCAGGGCCCCAGGGAGCCCGAGCUGUCUCCCCCUGGGGCCCAGGGGGAGUGUCCCUGGCUCUCCUCAGGCAUGGAGCCCCGGGCAGCCUAAGACUCAGGCCAGGGAGCCUUCUCUGCUGUGUCCAUUACCUGGCCCAACCUUUGCCAGUUCUAAGGCCAAAGAAAGGAGAGGCGGGUGCUCGCGUAGCCCCUGGCCCCACUCAGCACUGACAGCCCUACCCUGCCAGGGGUGGAGCUGGGAGAGGCCUUCCAAGACCUUUUCCUCGUGGCAGCCGGCCCUGGGCCAGCGCCUGCUCCCCUGGUGAAUGCACCCUGGCAGCACCCGCAGCUUUUGCCACCUCCAGCUGCCAAACAGCAGCCUGCAGGGCAGUGAGCAGCCCUGGGCCAGAGAGACCUCCUGGUCCAGCUCAGGGAUGCUCGGGCCAGGACCCCGGGUCCAGGAGAGGUACCCCGGGGGCAGGAAGAGUGGGCCGGGGCUGCCCCUCCCUGCCAAGGCCCCUUUUCCUGUCCCGCUGCGCUGAGGGUAAGUUGGGGGUGGUGAGGGCCCUGCCUUGUCAGCACUCAGGAAUGUGCUCUGGGAGAAUGCUGAAGCCAUAAUCCCCAGCUAUUUCCCUUGGCUGACGCCCAGGUACUCAGCUGGCCCACGCCACAGCCAGGCUCAGCCCUGCUCAACCGUGGAUGUUCUGAGAAGCAGCCAUCAAGAGGGUCUGAAUGGGUUUACAGCAGUUUUGCUGUGGUUCCGUUUCUAUCUGUAAAUACCUAUUCUAUAGAUGAGAUACAAAUAAAUAUUAUAUACAAAU
Molecule: messenger RNA, 2505 nt
Organism: Nyctereutes procyonoides (raccoon dog)
Lineage: Eukaryota; Metazoa; Chordata; Mammalia; Carnivora; Canidae
Gene: SLC39A13
Product: solute carrier family 39 member 13
Exons: 11
Coding region: 240-1232 (330 amino acids)
Biological process (GO): intracellular zinc ion homeostasis; zinc ion transmembrane transport
Cellular component (GO): membrane
Molecular function (GO): zinc ion transmembrane transporter activity
Source: RefSeq, a predicted model, not a curated record